GACAUGCUUUUAAAGACGCCUGCGAUGGAUUGGUUUGUUUCAUUCUACUGAUGAGGUUGCGGACUAUGUCUUUUGCUGAUACAACAAAAGCACACACAAAUGAGCAUUUCCCCAGCCUGGCACUAGGAAGCAACAGGAAGUCUGCAGAAGGCAAGAGUAGCCCAGGCGCUGGCGACCUGUCACGGAACAGCAGGGCUUCCAAUGGGAGCGUGGAUUACAGCAGAUCUCAGUGCUCCUACAGAAGCCUGACCUCCCACUAUGACUAUUCAGAAGACUUUCUUUCUGAGUGCUCUGAAGCAGCCACCAACAGACAUGAGUUAGAGCAGCCUCUGGGGAAAGAAAAGGAGGAAAGAAAGUAUAGCCCUUCUAAAAUCCCCCAGCCUAAAGGCCAGAAGGACCUCCCAAUAGAGAAAAGGCACACCUGGAAUGCUUCAUUUCUCAAUUCUCAAAUUCAAACAGUUACCAAAAGAAGAGAUGCCAUGACACACCGCAUACUGUCAGCCCGACUUCAUAAGAUUAAAGAGCUGAAGAAUGAGCUAGCCGACACACGCCGGAAGCUGGAAGCCACUGCCACAGAGAACCAAUUCCUGAAGCAGCUUCAGCUCAGGCAUGCAAAAGCCAUCGGGAGAUACGUGAGCUCACAAGACAGCCUGCCGCAGGUCACAGUUAGACACCAGAAUGAGGUGAGGAGCCUGCGGCAGCUCCUUCGGAAAUCCCAGGAGAAGGAGCGAGCUGUGGCGAGGAAGCUUCGAGAGACUGACAGUGAGCUGCUGAGGACCAGAGAUGCCUUGCAGGCCCUACAGAAACUUUCAGAAGACAAGAGCCUUGCGGAAAGAGAAGAACUGACUCACAGGUUGACUGUUCUGACAGCCAAAAUGGAGGCAAAUGACAAAAAAAUACAGAACUUGGAAAAACAGCUGAGGCUGAACAAUCGAUCCUUUGGUCGGCAGUUGGCCAAAGAAAACCGGAAGACAUUAACGGCCCAAACAGCAACAAAGACUCUGCAGGGAGAAGUGCGGCAGCUGCAGCAGAAACUUAAGGAGAAGGAUCGUGAGCUGGAAAUUAAAAACAUCUACACUAAUCGAAUACUUAAAAACUUACAUGAAAAGGAAGACUACCCAAAAGUUUCUUCAACAAAAUCAGUACAAGCAGACAGAAAAAGUUUGCCGUCUAUAAAUAUGAGACACCAGGAAACCCAAAAGUCAGAUGUGCCACUGUGGACAGCAAAGGGUAAAAAGACAACAGGAAACAUUGGCCAUAAAGAAAAACCAACUGAAAUAAACCACGACGUUUCUUGCUAUAUGUGUAAACUACCAAAACAAGAGGAGUCUAAGCGAAACUAUGAAGAUUUAUCAAAGGAGGUUGAACACCCAAAACCACAAGCCUGUCUGGAAACUCUUAGGAAGCAAGAAGAGAAAAGGAAAGAUCAAGAAAAGAAAGUCAUCCCACCAGAAGUAGAGCCAAUUGCAAGGGCAAGUGUGGCCCCUGCAGACCCAGAGGGCGAGGCUCCGGCCAGGGAAGUGGCUGCGGUGGCUGCGGUGGCUGCGGUGGUCCAAGAGGGAGCGGCCGAUGAUGUGGAGCCUGGGCCAGCCCCGAACAAGACCCCUCGGCCAAGGAAGCACUACUCCUUCACCGAGGCCACUGAGAACCUGCACCAAGGGCUGCCCACAUCCUGUGGGCAGGCCUCGGGCAGCCCACGCUGCCGCCACGGCAUGGGCAAGCACCGCAGCGACCAGGACUUGCGGCUGGAGCCCGCCAGCUACGAGCCCUCUUUCGGCAAGGCCACCAGGGUCAAAGCCAAGGAGCCAGCCUUCCGGGACAAGAAGAGCAGCCUCAUGGAGGAGCUCUUCGGUGCAGGCUUCGCGGGCAGGAGUGGCCCCACCAAUGGCGAGGUGACUGGCAAGGCCCAGCAGCUCGGACCCAGCCAGGCCUCUGCCAGCAACGCCUUCGGGGACUCCAGAGCCACCGUGGUGCGGUCCUGCCAGGCCUCACCAGCCGAAGGAAACAGGAAAACGGUUAUUUAA
Molecule: messenger RNA, 2024 nt
Organism: Chionomys nivalis (European snow vole)
Lineage: Eukaryota; Metazoa; Chordata; Mammalia; Rodentia; Cricetidae
Gene: Lca5l
Product: lebercilin LCA5 like
Exons: 8
Coding region: 51-2024 (657 amino acids)
Biological process (GO): intraciliary transport
Cellular component (GO): axoneme
Source: RefSeq, a predicted model, not a curated record